CUUCACACGCAGCGUGACCGUAGAGGGGCGGGGCUUAAGGUUUCUGCAACAGCCCGGUGGCGACGUUUGUCUGAUCCGAUCUCGUCAUAAAGUCCUAAAAUGAGCUCUUCUGACAUGAAGACCAUUACUGUGAUCGGCAGUGGGCUCAUAGGCCGCUCCUGGGCCAUGGUGUUUGUCAGCGGAGGCUACAGCGUUAAGAUCUACGACAACAAACCAGGAGAGUCUGCCAAGGCGGUCACAGCGAUCGGGAAGCAGCUGGAGGAGCUGCAGGAAGCCAAAAUGCUGCGAGGUCAGCUGACCGCCACGCAGCAGCUCGCCCUGCUCAGCGGCCAUGAUGAGCUGGCCGAAGCGCUGCAGAGCGCCUUCUUCGUCCAGGAGUGCGUGUUCGAACAGCUCGAGGUCAAGCAGCGCGUCUUCCGGGACAUUGAGCGUCUCGUGGGGGGCGACGUCAUCCUCAGCAGCUCCACUUCCUGUCUGGUGCCGAGCAAGGUCUUCUCCACAGUGCAGCACAGGAGUCGCUGCCUCGUCUCCCAUCCGGUAAACCCACCGUACUAUGUCAAACUGGUGGAGCUGGUACCUCACCCGGAGACGGCAGCCGGCGUUAUGGACACCGCCCACUCCCUGAUGACCGAGGUGGGACAGGCGCCCGUCCGUCUGACCAAGGAGAUCGACGGCUUCGCCCUCAACAGGGUGCAGGCGGCCAUCAUUGCCGAGUCCUGGAGGCUGGUCCAGGACGGCGUUAUCUCCGUCAAGGACAUCGACCUGGUGAUGUCAGAGGGGCUAGGAAUGCGUUACGCAUUCAUUGGUCCCAUGGAAACGAUGCACCUUAAUGCACCGGCAGGCCUGGAGGACUACAUGCAGCGGUACGGGGAGGGCAUCAGGAGGAUGCUGACCUCCUUCGGGCCCGUACCGGACUUCUCUGGCACAGAGGGAGCCCGAAGAAUCGUGGAUGAGAUGUGCCAGCUGGUCCCCGGCGAGCGGCAGCACCUGUCGGCCCGGGUGGAGCGGCGGGACGAGCUCCUCAUGGGCCUGGCCAAGCUGAAGAAGGAGCACGGAGCUCGGGAAUGAUCUCCGGACGCUUGGUGUCGGGAUCUCAGGGUUGUUGGAGGAUUAAAGCCUUGAUUUAAAUGAAUCACUUAAAGGACUUUAAAGGACUUCUGAGAAAAAAUGUCAAGUGAUGAUUUAAUAAAAACAAUUAAACCUCA
Molecule: messenger RNA, 1205 nt
Organism: Pungitius pungitius (ninespine stickleback)
Lineage: Eukaryota; Metazoa; Chordata; Actinopteri; Perciformes; Gasterosteidae
Gene: cryl1
Product: crystallin, lambda 1
Exons: 9
Coding region: 100-1068 (322 amino acids)
Biological process (GO): fatty acid metabolic process
Molecular function (GO): L-gulonate 3-dehydrogenase activity; NAD+ binding
Source: RefSeq, a predicted model, not a curated record